UUUGGAGACACCGCUUUACACACAGCUACAAGAUAUGGCCACCUAGCCUUGGUCCGUAUUCUUCUAACUACUCCCAUCUCUAUGGAGGCCGUUAACAGGAACGGUGAUAAUCCGCUGCACAUUGCUGUUGGUUUUCGACGUGUUGCACUUGCUCGCAUCCUUGUUGAAGCCAAUUUCGAACGCAGAAUGUCUAUUGGAAAGCGUCAAGACUCCGUACCACCAGAUAUACGGACAAUGCGCAACGCGCAAGGUGAGACGCCAAUGCAGUUGGCAUGGAGAAAGGGAUAUGCUGAAUUUGAGAAGCUUCUGACUGGGGAUCCUUCGGUGAGUCAUGCAAACAGGGACAAACUUGAGGUUCCGAACCCAACAAAUAAUUUAGCGUUGGUUCAUCUUCCAUCAACUGAGAAAGAUCCCACAUCAGAAACGAAACCCGCAAUCCUUGAAAAAUCAAAGUUGCUGACUGCCGUUCCUCGUAAUGAACAUAUCACCUUCGAGAUCCCUUUCCGGUCCUGUGAUUCCAAGGACCACCGGACACCUGACAAUCGGUGGAACAGUGGAGAGAUGGGCGCCGAUGUUACAACGGAAAACGAAAUCACCCUACGAAAGCAGCACUAUCCUGCAGCUGUUGACUACCCUCACUAUGGGAUGCGAACUGCUCACCUUGAGGAUAGUGGUUUGCCAGAGACUCCAAUCACAGACUGCCCGACCUCUUCUGAACAUAACUUUGCUGUCAUGCCACCAAUGUGUGCUGUCAAACCAGACUCGCAGAAACUGUGUCGUUGGCCCACGCAUUCGGACCCUAGUUCAGACCCAGCCCAACACUCGGAUCACAACUUUAGGACCGUUUUACAAAAAGACAAAGAAAACCGGAAUGAACCUCUACAAUUAGUUUGCCCUGAUCCUGAGUUCACCACAGAUAAGAGACAGAUCCAGUUCGAGAGUUGUGGUCCUGCGACCAAGGAUUUUAGGACCUUAUCAAUCAUUCGGGAAACUCCAAAUGAUACCCCCGGCUGUUUAUCCGACAUGACUCCCUCAAUGAACAGUUUUGUGAUCCAACAGAAUCAGAAGGUGAUCCAUCAGAAAGGAGCUACUGAAACACGGCGGCAGCUCUGCUCCUCUCUUCCCAGCUCUGUACUGACUGGUUCUGGGGAAAUACCGCUCGCCGAUAUGAAGGUGAUGGUGACCUCCAAGGAAAUUUCCCAACGUUUUCAGUCAGGAGAUCCCAUUUAUGCAACAUUAGCAUCCCGUGAAGCUCACCAAUGGUCGGCGCCAACAAGAGUCCAAAAUUUCACCUCUGAGUGUUAUCUACCAGAGAACAACACCAAACAGACCGGAAGUUCACUACUUGCAAGGAUUUUCCGUCGUAUGAAGAUUAAGGGUAACAGCACUCCAAUUACAAGCACAGGGCAGCACAAAAAAACGAAACAAGUACUCCUGGGCAAGCAUUUUCCUGUUCACAUUGCAUCGAAUCCACGUGUUAUUUCAACGGAGUCGGGACAUCCACAUAUGAACGUAACUCAAUCCGGAUGGCCCGUAUUGAACCUUCAGACAUCCCAAUUUGCACCUCAGCAAGAUACGAUGAGGGUAAUACCAAUGGAUACUCUGAAUUCACUUCCACGUUUGAAUUCACUCCGUAAACGUUCGAAAUCCGAUGAAUCGCUUCUACAACCCGUACAAAACUUUCAAAUGGUUAAGCUGGAUGUUCCCCCGAGAACAGCACGACUGCAUGCUCCCAUGUCAAGAGCGCUUCACCGGCGGUCCAUUGACGAUCCCAUGCGACGGCACAAAUUUUAGCUUCUGUCCGACCGCGAGAUGCCCAAUAGACAGUUACUUGGACCUCAGCUUUUAUCCAUCACAUCAAACUCGGUGUUCUCUUUUGUAAGACCGGCAAUCUUAGCGACCUUUUUAAAACCGAAAGACUAUUUUGCUCGUUUUAUUUUGCCUUUUUGGCUAAACUCGAUACGAUUUUGUAGAAAAAAAUUCAUAAAUAAACUGAUCAACAGCGC
Molecule: messenger RNA, 2006 nt
Organism: Opisthorchis viverrini
Lineage: Eukaryota; Metazoa; Platyhelminthes; Trematoda; Opisthorchiida; Opisthorchiidae
Exons: 7
Coding region: 82-1794 (570 amino acids)
Source: RefSeq, a predicted model, not a curated record